Priapulus caudatus is the source of this 2808-nucleotide messenger RNA. Its product is annotated as ribosome biogenesis protein bop1-A-like. Gene Ontology annotation, cellular component: preribosome, large subunit precursor; PeBoW complex. NCBI's taxonomy places the organism in Eukaryota, Metazoa, Priapulida, Priapulimorpha, Priapulimorphida, Priapulidae. The record is from RefSeq and is a predicted model, not a curated record. The transcript is spliced from 19 exons. Gene Ontology annotation, biological process: ribosome biogenesis; maturation of LSU-rRNA from tricistronic rRNA transcript (SSU-rRNA, 5.8S rRNA, LSU-rRNA). The coding region runs from base 14 to 2281 and encodes 755 amino acids. Gene Ontology annotation, molecular function: ribonucleoprotein complex binding; protein binding.
AGUAUAGUAGAGUAUGGCUGCCGCCAUUGAUAACAUGAGUUCACAAGUCAAGAAAGUAACAGAGAAGCGAAAACUAAAUGAAGAAACUGACAAAGAUCCAGGGUUUUUUGAUGAGCAGUAUAAUAUGAAAAAUGAUGCCAAUGACCUAUCUGAUACCAGCGACUCUGAAGAAAGCAUCUUUUCUGAACUUGACGACAUUGAAGGUGAGGAGAGUGAUUCAGGAAAGAGUGUCUCCACAGAUGAGAGUUCUCUGGAAAACUCAGAGGAGAACAGUAAGGAUGAUGAUGCCGAAGAGGAAGAUCUUAGAAAAGAAGAAAUGAAAAAGGACAACACUACGAUUGUUACUAAUGUCGGCUCGUGGUUGGAUAGCAAGAACAUGCCUGAAGUAGAUGAAUAUGAAGAAGACUCUUCAGAUGAAGAGGAUAUCCGUAACACAGUCGGUAACAUCCCACUGGAGUGGUACAAUGACUAUCCGCACAUAGGCUAUGACUGGAGAGGAAGGAAGAUUGUGAAGCCAGCAACAGGCGAUGAGCUCGAUAAAUUUCUCGACAAAAUGGAUAAUCCAGAUUAUUGGCGCACUGUAAAGGACAGGCAAACUGGCCAAAGUGUGAUAUUAUCUGACCAGGAUCUAGAUAUUGUCCAGCAAAUACAAGCAGGAAAGUAUCCAGAUGUGUCAUAUAAUCCUUAUGAGCCAUGGGUGGAUUUUUUCUCCCACGACACGAUGGUUCAUCCUGUAACCAGGCAACCUGAGCACAAGCGCAGUUUCAUCCCAUCGAAGAUAGAAAAAGAAAAGGUUAGCAAAAUACUGCAUGCUAUAAAAAUGGGAUGGAUCAAGCCACGCGUGCCUAAGGAUGAAACUGCAAAAUUCUACGACCUGUGGAAGGAUGGUGAAUCGUCGCAGACAGCAGCCAUGGAGCGCCGACUCAAGCAUCACAUUCCUGCACCGAAGCUUAUGUUGCCUGGUCACGAGGAGAGCUAUAACCCACCACCAGAGUACCUGCUUACACCUGAUGAGGUAGAGGCAUGGGAAAACCAGGAGCCGGAAACAAGAAAGAUCAACUUCAUUCCGAAGAAGUAUCCACAUCUAAGAUCAGUGCCGGCUUAUACACGAUUCAUCAAUGACCGCUUUGAACGAUGCCUAGAUCUUUAUCUUUGUCCCCGUCAGCGCAAGAUGAGGGUUCAUGUCAGGCCAGAAGACUUGAUACCCAAGCUGCCAAAGCCAAGAGAUUUGCAGCCAUUUCCUACAAUAUGUUCCAUUGUGUACAUUGGCCAUGAGGACUUUGUACGGUGUAUCAGUGUGGAACCAACAGGGCAAUUCUUUGCAUCAGGUUCAGAUGACCGUACUAUACGGAUAUGGGAAGUUGCUACUGGUCGAUGCCUAAAAACUCUACAGGUGGAAGGAACGGUGAAGGAUAUUUCGUGGUGUCCAAACUCAAAUUUGUGCCUGGUAGCUGCGGCAAUCAAUUCGACGGUAGUGUUGUUGAAUCCUGGUACAGGAGACAAACUUUUAGCUAAUGGCACUGAUGCUACCCUGAAAAACUCACUGACUGAAGGGGAAACAAAAGAUUCUGGAGCAGUGGUUUGGAAAGAGGUACCAGCUGAAAAGUAUGACACAGGAUUCAGAUUGACAUUGGAGUUCAAAAAGGAGGUGAGUAAGGUGACCUGGCACAGCAAGGGUGACUAUUUUGCGACAGUGGAGCCACAGGCAGGUGACGGCUCAGUAAUGCUACAUCAGCUGUCUCGUAGACGGUCUCAGAAUCCAUUUAGAAAGUCCAAAGGGUUGGUUCAGUCUGUUUUGUUUCAUCCUACCAGACCAUAUCUAUUUGUUGCUACUCAGAGGUAUGUUAGAGUAUAUAACCUGCUGAAACAGGAGCUCACUAAGAAACUACUGACCAACUGCAAGUGGGUGUCAAGCAUUGCCAUACAUCCUAAAGGUGAUAAUGUUAUCAUCGGUAGUUAUGACUGCAGGCUGGGGUGGUUUGAUCUAGAUCUGUCUACCAAACCCUAUCAAACUCUAAGGCACCACAAGAAGGCAAUCCGACAAGUUAGCUACCACAAGCGUUACCCGUUGUUUGCGUCUGCGUCGGAUGAUGGUACAGUCAUCGUCUGCCAUGGGAUGGUCUACGCUGAUCUGCUGCAGAAUCCCCUGAUAGUGCCUGUCAAGAUUUUGCGUGGCCACAAGGUUAACAAGGCUUUGGGUGUGCUGGACUGCAUGUUCCACCCAACGCAGCCAUGGCUCCUCUCCGCUGGUGCUGACCACACGGUCAGACUCUUCACGUGAUGACUUGCUGCACUUCGACUGCUGUCCUAUACUAUUGCCACUGUUUGCCCCAACCAUCAUGGUGUCAUUGCUUCCAAAUGGCACUGGUCCACAAAGUAAUUAUGAAUGGGAGGCAACGCUGCCUAGUGCCUACUGUACUGAUUCAGUUCACAGACAUUCUCAUGGAUAUCAAAUCUGUCGUGUACGCCCAGCUCACGUGAACUGGUAAAAUUCGGGUAUUUUGGCAUAUAAAGGUUAUAGGCAUUUUUUAACAUGGUAGGGUUUCACAGAGUCAUGGAUGCAGAGGUAUGAAAUCAGCCUAGAAUUAUCAUGCCACAUAUGAGCUAGCUUGAUUUUCUAUUUACAUUUGACAUAGGGGAUAGAUUUGUGAAACACUGGUUUGUGUUUAGUCCUUUUAACUGUCAGUAAUCAUCAUGGCCACUGGAUUUAUAUUUGUAACAUGAGCUGAAUUUCCAAGCUGGAUCGAACAAUGUUGUCCAACUGUCGUGCACUGUGCUAAAAAAACACGAUUUUUUUGUACAAAUCUA